This is a messenger RNA of Carlito syrichta (Philippine tarsier), 2231 nucleotides long. It is a transcript of the gene OTUD7A, whose product is annotated as OTU deubiquitinase 7A. The annotation marks the transcript as partial. Gene Ontology annotation, biological process: protein deubiquitination involved in ubiquitin-dependent protein catabolic process; protein K48-linked deubiquitination; protein K11-linked deubiquitination. Gene Ontology annotation, cellular component: cytoplasm; nucleus. Lineage: Eukaryota; Metazoa; Chordata; Mammalia; Primates; Tarsiidae. The transcript is spliced from 12 exons. Gene Ontology annotation, molecular function: K63-linked polyubiquitin modification-dependent protein binding; cysteine-type deubiquitinase activity. The record is from RefSeq and is a predicted model, not a curated record.
AAUGGUUACAGUGUAAUUUCAUGUAGCGUAUACUUGACCACAGUAUCUGAGAUGUUUACUAGUAUAACUGUGAUGUUUACUAGUCUAGGUUCAAACAAUUCUGCACUGUAAGCGUGAUGCUGAAAUAGAAGUGCUUACUAGAAUGGGGACAGUGGAGCCAGCCCCUUGUCAGGGCCCCUCCUGCAUGGAAGCUGGUGGCCCACUGGCAGGCGAGGGCCUGGAGGCCCAGAAAGGCAGAGGCUGGGCCUCAGUCAGUUGGUCUCAACCCAGGUGCAGCCUCCUCUGGUGACAAGAAGUAAAGCCUUCAGCUUGUUCUCUGAUUUGUGCCCCAGGUGGCAGUGACAAAAGAAGAGACUCUUCCGGCUGUGACUUCGGUACAUGGAGAGAAGGAAGAAGACGAUUUCCUAAUUGGUACCAUAUACAUCAGAUGGAUGGUUUCUAGUCUGCUUCCAAACCCCACCUCGGCCGAGUGUUGGGCAGCACUUCUACAUGAUCAUAUGACGCUUGAUAUGGACGCAGUCCUGUCAGACUUUGUUCGGUCCACGGGGGCAGAACCUGGUCUGGCCAGAGACCUGCUGGAAGGCAAAAACUGGGACCUGACAGCUGCUCUGAGUGACUAUGAGCAACUCCGACAGGUGCACACAGCCAACCUGCCGCAUGUGUUCAAUGAAGGGAGGUGUCCCAAGCCGCCUGAGCGAGAGCCACCCCAGCCGGGACAUAAGGUGGAGCGACCCUGCCUGCAGAGACAGGACGACAUUGCCCAAGAAAAGCGACUUUCCCGGGGGAUUUCCCACGCCAGCUCAGCCAUUGUCUCCCUGGCCCGGUCCCACGUGGCGAGUGAAUGCAACAGCGAGCAGUUCCCCCUGGAGAUGCCCAUCUACACAUUCCAGUUGCCCGACCUGAGCGUGUACAGUGAGGACUUCAGGAGCUUCAUCGAGCGGGACCUGAUUGAGCAGGCAACGAUGGUGGCUCUGGAGCAGGCAGGUCGCUUGAACUGGUGGUCUACUGUGUGCACGAGCUGUAAGCGGCUUCUUCCUUUGGCUACGACAGGGGAUGGGAACUGCCUUUUACAUGCUGCCUCACUGGGAAUGUGGGGGUUUCAUGACCGGGACCUGGUAUUACGGAAAGCUCUCUACACCAUGAUGAGGACGGGGGCUGAAAGGGAAGCCCUGAAGCGGAGGUGGAGGUGGCAGCAGACACAGCAGAACAAGGAGUCAGGGCUGGUGUACACAGAGGAGGAGUGGGAGCGAGAGUGGACAGAGCUGUUGAAGCUGGCCUCCAGUGAGCCGCGCACACACUUCAGCAAGAACGGUGGCACAGGCGGGGGCAUGGACAAUGCUGAGGACCCCGUGUACGAGAGCCUAGAGGAGUUCCACGUUUUUGUCUUAGCCCAUAUACUGAGGAGACCUAUCGUGGUGGUGGCAGACACAAUGCUAAGAGACUCAGGUGGAGAAGCAUUUGCCCCAAUCCCAUUUGGAGGGAUCUACCUGCCCUUGGAGGUCCCCCCCAACAGGUGCCACUGCUCACCUCUGGUCCUGGCCUACGAUCAAGCGCAUUUCUCUGCCCUCGUGUCCAUGGAACAGAGAGACCAGCAAAGGGAACAAGCCGUGAUCCCCCUGACCGACUCCGAGCACAAGCUGCUGCCUCUGCACUUUGCAGUGGACCCUGGCAAGGACUGGGAGUGGGGGAAGGAUGACAAUGACAAUGCACGGUUGGCCAACCUCAUCCUGUCGCUAGAGGCCAAGCUGAACCUCCUGCACAGCUACAUGAAUGUGACGUGGAUCCGGAUCCCCUCCGAGACGCGGGCGCCCCUGGCGCAGCCGGAGUCCCCGACGGCCUCGGCGGGGGAGGACGUGCAGUCCCUGGCCGACUCACUGGACUCGGACCGCGACUCGGUGUGCAGCAAUUCCAACAGCAACAACGGCAAGAACGGCAAGGACAAGGACAAGGACAGGCAGCGCAAGGAGAAGGACAAGACGCGCGCGGAUUCCGUGGCCAACAAGCUGGGCAGCUUCAGCAAGACGCUGGGCAUCAAGCUGAAGAAGAACAUGGGCGGCCUGGGCGGCCUGGUGCACGGCAAGAUGGGCCGCGCCGGCGCGGCCGGCGGCAAGAGCGGGGACGCGGCCGAGCGCAAGGACAAGAAGGCCAAGGCGCGCAAGGGCAGCAAGGAGGAGUCGGGCGCGUCGGCCAGCACGUCGCCGUCGGAGAAGACCACGCCGUCGCCCACCGAC